This is a messenger RNA of Cuculus canorus (common cuckoo), 6703 nucleotides long. RefSeq names its product outer dynein arm docking complex subunit 2 (gene ODAD2). Bases 1328 to 4519 code for a protein of 1063 amino acids. Gene Ontology annotation, molecular function: protein binding. The record is from RefSeq and is a predicted model, not a curated record. NCBI's taxonomy places the organism in Eukaryota, Metazoa, Chordata, Aves, Cuculiformes, Cuculidae. The transcript is spliced from 20 exons.
UUGAUGAUUUCAUUUCACAAUUCUUUUGGAAUAAAUGUGGUUACUAACGAGAACAAUGAGUAAAAUGUCAGUUGUACUAAAUAUAAGUGAUGUGUUUUAGAAAAAUAUUAACACUUUUGUCAGCUCAAUUACACCUGUGCAUCAUUCUGCUACAGCAGAGCAAAAAAAUAAGAGUCUAACAGAUGUACGCUAAGUACACAAAUGGGGUGAACCAAGGAAAUACCAUAAAUCUUUUCUAUUUGAACAUUUUGUGAAUGUGCUGCAGACGGGCAGAUGAGAAUAUGUCCAGGUGUUCUUUGAAGGUGAUUAAAGUGAACAGUAAAAAGUUGAAGGGACAGUACUAAAAUGCACGAAGAUAACAUACAUGUGACUGGGAUUAAUGGGAACAGCAAGACUGCCAUGUACUAGAAACAGAGGAGAUGAAUAUUAACAAUUUCUCCAAGUGAGAAAACUGGUUGCAAGGAAUCUGUAAAUAUCUUCGUAUACAGGAAGUAAAAUUUUAUUCAGUUAUCUGAAGUAAAAUCUUCACUGCUCUGCUAAAAGAGAAUGAGAGACAUGAUGAGUUGAAAGAGUAUAGCCAGUUAGUUAUGAGCAGCAUCUCAGGUCAUCAUGAAAUGGUGAAAUACUGAGUGCUAGAAGAAGAUAAUCAGUUUUAUGCAAUUUAAAAUUAAGAUGAAAUGCUACUCUCCCACUUUCGCUGUACAGGCUGGGUUUUAGAAUGUCGAGAAAGUAUUUGACAUUUACAAGAGACUGCAGGCACUAACACAAAUCAUUUUUAUCCAUUCAUCCAUUUUAACCACCAUGCUGAGUGAAUAGUUGGCUCUGUGCAAUUAGUCUCUGUGCUUCUUGACAAUAUAACCACAGAUUAUCAUUAAUUCUUUUAAUAAUGCAAGGUGGAAGCUCCGUUCUCCAAGUCUGUUAUUUUACUUCUAGAAAAACAUCUAAUUUCUUACAAACCUAAAAUAGGCCAGCUGACAAGUAUCCCAAAAGAACAGAAUACACUCGGAAUAGUGAUAUUUGAGCUGACGUAUUUUUGGUAAAAAAGUUAUACAGGCUGUAUUUGUCUGAAAGUUUAAAAAUAGGAGCCUUUGUCAUAUAUGGCAGGAGAGGCUCCGUUGAGUCAUGAUUGAUGUCACUUGAAAGAACACUUUAAACUUAGAAAAUGACAUCAGAAUCAUUAGAAUUUAGUGAGAUUUAGAGCGAUCCCUAAAGCCAGGGUGCUGAGGAUUCUGGAAGAUGCUUUGUGGAUGAUACACAGCGUGCUGCCAGACAUCAUCUGAGUGGAAGCCAGAAGCUAUGGUCUACAUCUUUGAUACUAGUUGAGACCAUGGGAGUGGCAUUGUCAAAAGCAGCUCAGUGGACCAUUGCUGACUGUGGAACUGAAACACUGGAAAUCACUCCUUUGAACGAAAGUCUGUUAAAACAAAUUGUUAAGUUUGCAGUCAACUUCAGCACUAGGCAUCCUCAGGAAGCGGCGUUUGUCUUCAGAGAGCCUCUUGAGUGGGAAACGCAAUUGGACUAUUCAGUAUUUGGAGGGGGAGAGAGUUAUGAGUUCAGUGAAACAACUGUUCAGUCCGAAGACAAAGGUGAAGAUGGCCAACUGUUGCAUUCUAUAACAACAUCAACUGUCAGAGUUCACAAUUUUGACCAGCUGUCCCGUUUCCUACAAAAUGCUAUGGAAAAAAAGUUAAUGGAAGCACAGACAUGCCUUGAAGCUAACAGAGAACCUAUAGUGAAAAUUCUUGGUCCUGAAUAUGGGACUGUUGAAGGACAAGAAAUGUCCCUGUUGCAUUUACUUGACAAACUGGAAAAUGAUAGUAACCCUGAAAGAGUGAUGAAAAUGAAAAUCUUUCUUCUUCUUCGCCAGCUGGAUUUGCAACUGCUUCGUAGUUCUUUGAAACACAUUUCAGAACACAUAAGACUAAACCCAGAUGCUAUAAAUAAUGAAGUGAAUCUUCUGAAGAAAAUCUCUGGGAACGAAGAAGAUACAGUGAUGGAAUCACUGGAAUAUACAUCAGAUUACAUUUUCUCUAAUGGAUGCCGAGCUCCUCCCUGGAGACAAGUGCAUGGAGAAAUUUGUUAUUUAGUCAUCAAACCACAUGACACUGAUCCUUUGUGUAUCACUUGCAGCGCGGAAGGAGUGUUUUUAAAUGGAGGUCAACUAAAGGGUAAAAAUGACAUUGACUAUGAAAGAAAAAGCAAUGUAUAUAAAGAUAUUGUCACAUUUUUAAGGGAGAGAUCACCUAGAUUUGUAGAAACUAUGGCUAAACAGAAAUAUAAUAUUUUUAAAAAAACAACAUCUGAGAAGACUUAUAAGCGUAUGGAAGUAGCUGAUGCUAAGGUCUCUGGCCAAUCCAAGAACCUCUAUGAUUUUACAGAAAAGACUGUAUGUGAGAAAAUGAAAAGUUCUGCAGCAAGAAGGAGAUCCAUUGACAAGAAGAAAUUAGAACCAACUAUACAGUGGAAGAACUCUAGGCUUUUUGCUUCCCACAGAUCCAAAUAUUUUAGUGACAAGGCUGCAAAAAAAGAUAUUGAAGAAGAAGGAAGAAGUAGUGCUGAGUCUCCGGAACUCACAAAGAGAGACAGUGGCAUUUCUUCUGAAUCUGUUAAAAUGCAACCAGCUUCAAAAUGUAAAACAUCAGUCAGGUUUGAAGAACUUAGUGAAAGUUCCUCAGAGACUGAGGAAGAUGAAGAACAGCCUGUAUGCCGUCAUGAAAGAAACACUGAUUUGCCAUCAGAAUACUGGGGAAUUCAGAAACUUGCAAGAUAUUUAAAGGGAGGUAAUCCAACAGCUACUGUAAUAGCAUUGUGUUUUAUGAGACAUUUCAAUCUGGCUCAAGAACCUUGUAAGCUGGCCAUUAGAGACAGUGGAUGUCUUGAAGUGUUAAUUAAUUUACUUGAUACAGAAGAAAUUAAAUGUCAGAUUGGUUCAUUAAAAAUCUUGAAAGAAAUUAGUCAAAAUACACUGACCAGACAUGCAAUUGCAGAUCUUGGGGGCUUAGAGAUCAUGGUGAAAAUCCUUGACUCUCCAGAUAAAGAUCUAAAAUGUUUGGCAGCUGAAACAAUUGCUAAUGUUGCUCUGUUUAAACAAGCACGAAGGAUAGUAAGGCAGCAUGGAGGAAUCAAGAAAUUGGUUGGCCUGUUGGAAUGUAGUUCAGUGAGAUCAACCAGUCUAACACCGUAUCAAGCGACAGAUACUGAAAUAGCACGCUGUGGAGCUUUGGCACUCUGGAGCUGCAGCAAAGACAUCAAAAAUAAAGAAGAAAUCCGUAAAGCUGGUGGCAUUCCAUUAUUAGCUAGAUGGCUCAAAUGUUCACAUGCAAAUAUCCUAACCCCAGUAGUGGGGACACUACAAGAAUGUGCAUCAGAGCCAAGUUACAGACUUGCAAUAAGGACAGAAGGAAUGAUUGAGAACCUUGUAAAAAAUUUGAGUGGUGAAAAUGAGGAGCUUCAGAUGCUUUGUGCAAGUGCAAUAUUUAAGUGUGCAGAAGAUAAGGAAACACGUGACCUGGUUAGACAGCAUGGAGGUCUACAACCACUAUCUAUUUUGCUUGGUAACUCUGAAAACAAACAACUUUUAGCAGCUGUGACAGGAGCCAUCUGGAAAUGUGCAAUCAGUGGAGAAAAUGUGUCAAAAUUUCGGGAAUACAAAACCAUAGAAACUUUGGUGGGACUGCUCACUGACCAGUCUGAAGAAGUACUUGUAAAUGUCAUCGGAGCACUGGCAGAAUGUUGCCAAGAGCCAGUAAAUCGAGCUACUAUCCGUAAAUGUGAUGGAAUACCACCUCUAGUGAAUUUACUUACUGGAACUAAUCAGGCACUACUUGUGAAUGUCACCAAAGCAGUAGGAGCUUGUGCAAUAGAACCUGAAAAUAUGAUGAUAAUUGACCGUUUAGAUGGAGUUCGUUUGUUAUGGUCAUUGUUGAAAAAUCCUAAUCCAGAUGUUCAAGCAAGUGCAGCUUGGGCUAUUUGUCCUUGCAUUGAAAAUGCUAAGGAUGCUGGGGAAAUGGUUCGAUCCUUUGUUGGUGGCUUGGAACUGGUAGUCAAUUUGCUAAAAUCAAAGAAUAAGGAAGUUUUAACAAGUGUAUGUGCAGCCAUUACAGGUAUAGCUAAAGAUGAAGAAAAUUUGGCUGUUAUAACAGAACAUGGAGUCGUCCCUCUGUUGUCCAAACUAACAAACACGAACAAUGACAAAUUAAGACGUCACUUAGCAGAGGCCAUUUCCCAGUGUUGCACAUGGGGGAGGAAUAGAGUUACCUUUGGAGAGACCAAGGCUAUAGCUUCUUUAGUACGUUACUUGAAGUCAAAUGAUCCAUCAGUUCAUAGAGCUACGGCUCAGGCUUUAUAUCAGCUGUCAGAGGAUCCCAACAACUGUAUAACCAUGCAUGAGAAUGGAGCGGUGAAGCUCCUACUGGCUAUGGUAGGCUCUACAGAUGAAACUCUGCAGGAGGCAGCAGCUGGUUGCAUAGCAAACAUUCGGAGAUUGGCUCUAGCGAUAGAAAAAGCUAAGUACGGCUGAUGCUUUAGCAGCUUUUACCAACACACUUGUUUUGCAAUGGCACUGCAUUUAAGUACAUUAUUACUCCUUCUAGCAUCUGCAUUUCAUACCAGAGCUCAUUAUAUGAGGGUAACUUAAUAACAGAAAUAAAUCUGUGGAAAAUUGUUUGGUUUUACAUUACUGCUUCGUCGCAUCCAGUUUUUGUGAAACACUCACAUCUAGUUUUGUCUGUCCUUUAGCAUCACAUCUUCCAAAAGGCUAUUGGUUAAGAUGUCAAAGCCUUUUUCUAGAAUUAAUACACUUGCAUUUGAAAUUCAUUGUAGAUACAAAUGAGUUUGCAUAUCUGUGACAUUACAAUAAGUUUUCCUUCACUGUGUGUGGUAGUGCAGUGAUUUAUGAAUGUCUUGAACAAUUCCCUUCAUGCUAAACUUGUCCAAUCAUACUGUCAUUAUGUUUUUGCCUGUUUGAUCACUUGCAAUUCACAGGAGAAGACAAAAAUAGAGAUACAUCAAUCUCACAUCUGGUGUUAUAUAAGGACUGCAAACAGCUGUAGCAGUAGACAUCUCACUCUAAAUUUCCUGUUUCUACCAACAUCAAACAAAAUAGUGCUUAAUUUUAUAAGUAGCUGGUGAAAUGUGUUUUAAUUGUCAUGUGUGUAACUCAAGUUUAGUUUUACCAUCUGUAAAUGAAAAGUGGAGAAUUACAUUUACAUACACACAUUAUCUUAUUUUGUUUUUCUGUUUUUAAAUUGAAGGCAACAUUGUAUUGAUGUAGUUACUUCAUUUUUCUGGAUAAAAUUAUAUUCAGAAUUAGAGUUGCUUUCAGUAAUCGGAUAAACAAUGACCGAUAAGACAAGAGGAAAUGGCCUCAAGUUGCAUAGGUGAGGUUCAGAUUACACAUCAGGAAAAAUUUCUUCACCAAAAGGGUUAUCGGGCACUGGCAGAGACUGCCCAAGGAAGUGAUUGAGUCGCUAUCCCUGCAGGUAUUUAAAAGAUGUGUAGAUGAAGGCUCAGGGAUGUGGUUUAGUACUGGACAGGUAUGGCAGGACUCGAUGAUCUCUAAGGUCUUUUCCAACCAAGUGAUUCUAUGAUUCUAUGAUGUUAUAGAUUGCAGACCCACUGUAUAAAACUAAAGCAUUUCCUUGAGAGCAGUAAUGUCUUAAUUACAAGCACAGACUGCUGACAAAAUUGAAAAAAAACCCAAAUGUUUAAAUAACUUGUGUUUGUCAAGUAUUCACUUCUGAAUUAUUUUUUUACUUAGUAAUUAAUAAUUUUCUUGGUUUGGAAGCAGUUUGCAAGUUAAUUGUUUUUCUUCUAGCUAGCAUGGCUACUCAAAGCAACUAAUUUUACUGCUAACAGAAGCUUCUAAUACAAUCCAACUUUUUAUUUGUGUUUUCUCUGGAGAACCUCCAGAGAAGGUUCAUUUAAAAUUUCAAUUUAGAAUAAAGCAGUUCUAAAAAAGGAAGAUUGCAUUUAGCCCUUAGGGAAGGUGUGGAGAGUAUUUUAAAGGAAACAAGCUGCGCACAGGUGCUGACAGUGAGGAGGUCAAAAUAUUAAUCCAGGUAGUAUUUUUUGAUCAAUGUAAAAACCAACAUGGUCGUAAGGUUGUCACAAGUUCCAUCAGCAACCAGUGACGAAGUAAAUACUAUCUUAGGUAUUUUCCAGCCAUAGACCUAGUAUGUUUUUGUGAAUAAAUAUAUACUUAUACACAUGUCACAGUUGUUAUAGUAUGAUGUGCUUCAUAGCUAUACUCAAAAUUACUUCUGAAAUAAAUGCUAAUUGCCAAAUUCAUUUGGAAGAGGAGAGACUUGAUUUUAUUUUUGUCUUUUCUGUGAGAGAAGCUAUGGAUACAAGUAGUUUAUCACAGUUUUACUUACCUAAAACGCUAUUGAGGGGAAAUUAAGGGAAAAAAACUCCCUGACAAUAACUGUUGUCCUUAACAUGAGCUCCCAAGGCGUUGACUAUUCAGUAUGGAUUUCAAAUGGAAUAAGUUCUGAAGUGAACUUAACUUCAUGAUACAGGUGUCAGGACAAUAAAUAUCAUGUUCCUGACAAUGAAAUGGCCUCACCUUGCCACUCUCACUCACGCUGGUACCCCUUAUGCCUCUGGGUGGUUGAUCUGAAGUCUUUACAUUGAGAGCUCGGACUUCAGUUGAUUUAUUUGUGCUAUUUUCUUUAUCAUGCCUGCAGUUUUUAAGUUCUGUACA